This is a messenger RNA of Ruditapes philippinarum (Manila clam), 1440 nucleotides long. RefSeq names its product leucine-rich repeat-containing protein 23-like. The coding region runs from base 1 to 1089 and encodes 362 amino acids. Gene Ontology annotation, molecular function: protein binding. The transcript is spliced from 10 exons. NCBI's taxonomy places the organism in Eukaryota, Metazoa, Mollusca, Bivalvia, Venerida, Veneridae. The record is from RefSeq and is a predicted model, not a curated record.
AUGAAUACUGUAGAUCCAAUAUCUUACAUCAAUGCUGAAAGGGGCGAACAGUUAGGGGAAGAAGAGGCCGAGGAAGAGCAGCAGGAAGAAGAACAAGAACCAGAAGAGGAAGAAGAGAAAGUUCCAGAUGUACUGUUAACAGAAGAAAUGAUGUCAGAAUGUCUGUCUCUCCUGUGUAAAACAGGGGAUGGUCUGGCCCAUGCCUACGUGAAAAUUGACAUCAAAGAAAGGACUCUUACCAACAUUUCAUUACUAAAGUCAUUUAUUCAUCUGAGAUAUGUGGAUGUUAGUAAAAACAAUCUUAAAGACAUUUCACCAUUAAGUGCCCUUACACAUAUGUUGACAUUAAAUGCAAAUGAAAAUAUGCUGGCUAGUGCAAAGUUGGAGGAGAUGCCAUUCUUACAGGUUGCGAUGUUUAACAAUAAUAAGAUCACAACAACGGAAGGCGUGAAUCAUCCAAUGCUGGAACAUUUGUCCAUGAAUAAUAAUGAAAUCACCAAGGUAACGGGCCUUGAUGCUGGCAAGUUGUCACGUCUGCAUACAUUAGAACUUAGAGGGAACAAACUCACUUCCACAGAAGGCAUUUGUCAACCAAACUUGAAGAAUCUUUUCUUGGGAGCUAACGUGAUCAAGACACUAGAGGGUAUGGACAAAUUGACCGGUGUAACGACGGUACAUCUGAGAGAAAAUCAACUUUCCCAGCUUGAUGGUUUCUCUGAAGAAAACAAAAUGUUACAGUACAUCAAUAUGAGAGGAAACAAUGUAUCAGAUGUAAAAGAGAUCAAGAAACUAGCAUCUAUACCAAUGCUCAGAGCUCUUGUUUUGUCAGAAAAUCCUGUGGCGGAGGAGGAUGACUACCGUGUAGAAGUUUUGAUUGCUUUAAGGAAACUUGAACGUCUAGAUAAGGAAGAGUACAAUGAUGAGGAGAGAAAUGACGCUGAGGAAAUGGCCGAGGCUAGAAAACUAGAGGAGGCUAAUGCUGAGGGUAGGGAAUUACACGGGCAUGGACCGACUAGGUAUCACAUUAGUUUCCGCGACGACGAGAACGAGAGUGAAAUUGGCGACGAGCAAGAUGGGGUCAGACAAUGAAGAAGAAGAUGAAGAAAUGGAAUAAAAAUCGAAUAAUCUCCCUUUGUUUCUAAAAAUAGACUUCUUUAUACUUUCUUUAAAUUAUCUCCCUUUAUUAAAAAAGAAUAUUUGUGAAUAUACAGUUCUAAAUGACAGAUUUCAGAUAUUUCUCGCUUUAAAGAUACGAGUUUUGUUGAGAAUGGAGUAUUCACUGUAAAAAGAAAAUUAUGGACAGAAAUAAGAAAUAUUUAACGAUUGAUAUUUUGAAUAUUGAAUGAAGUAAAAUAAAAUGUAUUUGAAUUUUUUAAUGAUCUGUGAUAUAUGUUUUAAAUUAUGAAAAGUAUUUAAAUACAAUAAAAUUUUACAUUGUUA